GUUCUGUGUGGCUGCCCUGCCCCGCCCCUGGGUCCCCGCCCCACCCGGGCGGUGUGUCCGCGGUUGUCGCCGCUCCCGCCGGCCGGGCAGGGCUGCGGGCAAGUGAGCUCGGCUGCGCCGGGGCUCCGCAGCCUUCCGCAGGUCUCCGCCCCUACCCCCGCCCCGGGGCGUCCUCGGGCAACGGGGCGGUAACGGGAAGAAAUGCGGCAAAGUUUCGUCUUCGCGCAAAAUCGGGGCUGUUCUCGGGCAGGGUGGGGUGGGGGCCGUCAGCUGGCUGGUUUGGGUGAAAGGCUUGCUCGGCUGCUGUAAGGAAAUCAAAGUGCGCUUUCGGGUAUUGGUUUGGCUUUGGGGGCGGGAAGGUGGCGGUGGUUUUUCUUUGCUAGAAGAGGAUUGCAAAGCUGCCGGGGGUUUAUCCCUCUGUCGGAGGGAGCCGGCGAUGAUAUUUUGCAAUUGCUGUAGGAAGACUGUCCUGGAAAUCCCCACGUUCUGGUGCAAACGCCUCCACGUAGGAGUCUGAAACGGUCUUAAGGGAUACAGGCAAAUUGGACAGUUGUGCUGAAAAGUCAUUCUGCUGACUUCUCCCAGCCCAGCUGUUUAAAACACAGCGUGCACACGUAGGAGUAAGCUGAAGGUACAGCUGAAGAUCUGCAGACUUAGAGAAGGUUUGAAACCAUGGCAAGCCUGUGUGCAGCAAAUACCACUUUUGCCCUGGACCUCUUAAGACAGCUGUGUGAGAGGAAAAGUGGUCAGAAUCUAUUCUUUUCCCCUUUUAGUAUUUCUUCUGCUUUGUCUAUGGUUUUGCUGGGUUCAAAAGGUAACACCGAAGCCCAGAUAACAAAGGUGCUUUCUCUGACCAAAGCUGAGGAUGCUCACAAUGGGUAUCAAUCCCUUCUCUCUGAAAUUAACGAUCCAAACACCAAAUACAUCCUGAGAACUGCAAACCGGCUUUAUGGGGAAAAGACGUUUGAGUUUCUCCCAUCAUUUCUAGAGUUGAGUCAGAAAUCCUACCACGCUGGACUGGAACCGACUGACUUCAUGAACGCUUGGGAGGAUUCCAGAAAACAAAUCAAUGGCUGGGUAGAGGAAAGGACUGAAGGUAAAAUUCAGAACCUGUUGGCAGAGGGGGUUCUUGAUUCCCUGACCAGACUUGUGUUGGUGAAUGCCAUCUAUUUCAAAGGCAACUGGGAAAAGCAGUUCAACAAAGAGAGAACGGCAGAAAGGCCAUUUCAGAUUAACAAGAAUGAGACCAAGCCUGUGCAGAUGAUGUUCAAGAAGGAUAGAUUUAACAUGACCUAUAUUGGAGACUUGCAGACCAAAAUCCUUGAGCUGCCCUAUGUCGGUAAUGAACUCAGCAUGAUCAUCCUGCUCCCUGAUGCAAUCCAGGAUGGAUCCACGGGCUUGGAAAGACUGGAAAGAGAACUUACAUAUGAGAAGCUGAUAGAUUGGAUCAGUCCUGAAAUGAUGAAGUCUACAAAGCUGAUGGUGUCUUUACCCAGAUUUAAGCUGGAAGAAGAUUAUGACCUGAAACCCAUUCUGAGCUGCAUGGGAAUGCCUGAUGCAUUUGACUUGGGGAAGGCAGACUUCUCGGGAAUGUCAUCUGGCAGUGAGCUGGUGCUCUCUAAAGUGGUUCACAAGUCCUUUGUGGAAGUCAAUGAAGAAGGCACUGAAGCAGCUGCUGCCACAGCGGCAAAAAUAAUGUUGAAGUGCCUUGAAAUCGUUCCAGAUUUCACUGCUGAUCAUCCCUUCCUCUUCUUCAUCCGGCACAACAAAUCUUCCAGCAUUUUGUUCUGUGGCAGGUUUUGCUCUCCCUGAAGAUGAGUUGUCUUGGCAGGAUAGGGGCCAUUACACAAUAAAGAUUUCUCUAGAAUAGGGUGACUCCUUUUCACUAAUUGCCUCUUUGAGCUGUGCCUGAACCCUCUUCCGUGGUCUUGAUCUGGGGCUUGGCAAGAAUAACAGAGCUGCUUAGAGAUCGACAGGAAGCGCUGUGUAAAACACCUCUCUCCCUGUGCACCUGUGUGGAGGUUCUUGCUGACAGAAGUAACAUCCCACUUGCUCAGCCAAGGCAUCUCCUGUCCUUGACUUGACUUUUAGUGUCCAUGAGGCCGAGUCGGGCACUGACAGCGCGUGAGAGAGCAGAAGUUACUUUUGCUUCUGACAAGGCUGGAGCACCUUUUUAGCUGCACUCCCCUUUCUUCUUCCAGUCUCAUCCAUUUAGUGCCUUGAUCCAUUCCCUAGAGCUGAAAGGAGUCUUUGGCACACUGUUCCAGGUGUUGCUGAGCACCCUACCUAGAUGUUUUGGGUUUUUUUGUCUACUAACUGGACAAGGACUUGGGCAGGAAUGGGAAUGAAAGUAUGUUUUUGUCCCAGAUGUCCUUAUGGGGUGUUUGUGGGGUGAGAACCUUUGUUUCAUCACCACAGGACUCCUGGGUUUACCUGUCUCCUGGUUCUACUCCUUUAACAAAGAAUGUAACAAAAGAGCAUAUGGUGCCUCUGCAAUAUUUGAAUGACAAAGCUUUAACGUUUUUGCUAUCGUUAUAUAUUUAUCCUAUUCAUAGUUUUGUAAACAUCAUAGCUGAACCGUAUAAUGCCAAAGCCACAGCUGAAACACAGGGAUGUUUUUGUGUUUCUUUCUUAACACAGGGCUGUGUUUGUGUUUUGGAGUUCCUGUUCCUGAAAUAAUAAAAAACCCACGAGCGCUGUGGGACUCCGUUCCUUUUUU
This is a messenger RNA of Pipra filicauda (Wire-tailed manakin), 2719 nucleotides long. Its product is annotated as serpin B6-like. NCBI's taxonomy places the organism in Eukaryota, Metazoa, Chordata, Aves, Passeriformes, Pipridae. Bases 673 to 1812 code for a protein of 379 amino acids. The record is from RefSeq and is a predicted model, not a curated record. Gene Ontology annotation, cellular component: cytoplasm. Gene Ontology annotation, biological process: negative regulation of endopeptidase activity. The transcript is spliced from 8 exons. Gene Ontology annotation, molecular function: serine-type endopeptidase inhibitor activity.